GAGGCCAGGCUUGCCCUGAGUGGCUGGACCACAUCACGUGAUGAGAGAGGCGGCCACAGGGGAGCAACCUAUGGUGCCUUGUGAGGUCAUCAUGGCGCGACGAGGAGCUGCAGUUGUAGGCACGCUGGAUACGAUUUUCUAUUUUGUACAUACAUUAUUUUGUAUAUACUGUAUAUGAUGACUUCAGUGAGCAGUGACCAUUGUCGAGGUGCUCGUGAAAAAACACAGAUUUCAGCAGCACAAUCAACGCAACCACAGAAACAGGUGGUACAGGCAACAGCUGAACAGAUGCGUCUUGCUCAAGUGAUCUUUGAUAAGAAUGAUUCAGAUUUUGAAGCUAAAGUUAAGCAGCUUAUGGAAGUGACAGGGAAAAAUCAGGAUGAAUGCAUAGUGGCCCUACAUGAUUGUAAUGGAGAUGUGAACAAAGCUAUCAAUAUAUUGCUGGAAGGGAAUUCAGACACAACUUCAUGGGAGACCGUAGGGGGGAAGAAAAAGAAUUUUGCAAAAGAAAAUUCAGAAAACAAAGAGAAUAGAGAGAAGAAAAGCGAGAAAGAGUCAAGUCGUGGACGUGGAAACAACCGGAAAGGAAGAGGUGGCAAUCGUGGCAGAGAAUUUAGAGGUGAAGAAAAUGGAAUUGAUUGCAAUCAAGUGGACAAACCUUCAGAUCGUGGCAAGCGAGCCCGAGGUAGAGGAUUUGGACGUGGCAGAGGGAGAGGGGCAGGAAGGUUCUCAACCCAAGGCAUGGGGACAUUUAAUCCUGCGGACUAUUCAGAUUCUACAUCUACAGAUGUGUGUGGGACAAAGCUAGUAGUUUGGGAAGCUGCUCAGAAUGGUGCAGAUGAGGGAACUGAACUGGCAUCAGAUACUCACAACGUAGCUCAGGAUCUGUCAAACAAAAGUUCUUAUGGACUCAAAGGGGCUUGGAAGAAUUCUGUGGAGGAGUGGACAACAGAAGACUGGACUGAAGAUCUUUCUGAAACAAAGGUCUUCACUGCCUCAUCUGUUCCAGCAGAGAAUCACAUCUCACCUGGGCAAAGCAUUGAUCUGGUAACCUUGCUCCAGAAGCCUGUUCCUCACGGUCAAGCCUCAGAAGCCAACUCCUUUGAAACUUCCCAACAGCAGGGCUUUAGCCAAGCCCUUGUCUUCACAAAUUCGCAACACAACAAUCAGAUGGCACCAGGGACUGGCAGCUCCACUGCUGUCAACUCGUAUUCUCCUCAGAGCCUGUCAUCCGUCCUUGGCUCAGGAUUUGGAGAGCUUGCACCACCAAAAAUGGCAACCAUCACCAACUCCCAGAUUUUGGACCCAUUGAAAGCUCCGAGUUUGGGCCAGUUUACUACCACCCCAAGUACACAGCAGAAUAGUACAAGUCACCCUACAACUACUACUUCUUGGGACCUCAAGCCCCCAACAUCCCAGUCCUCAGUCCUCAGUCAUUUUGACUUCAAAUCUCAACCUGAGCCAUCCCCAGUUCUUAGCCAGUUGAGCCAGCGACAACAGCACCAGAGCCAGGCAGUCACUGUUCCUCCUCCUGGUUUGGAGUCCUUUCCUUCCCAGGCAAAACUUCGAGAAUCAACACCUGGAGACAGUCCCUCCACUGUGAACAAGCUUUUGCAGCUUCCCAGCAUGACCAUUGAAAAUAUCUCUGUGUCUGCCCACCAGCCACAGUCCAAACACAUCAAACUUGCUAAGCGGCGGAUACCCCCAGCUUCUAAGAUCCCAGCUUCUGCAGUGGAAAUGCCUGGUUCAGCAGAUGUCACGGGGUUAAAUGUGCAGUUUGGGGCUCUGGAAUUUGGGUCAGAACCUUCUCUCUCUGAAUUUGGAUCAGCUCCAAGCAGUGAAAAUAGUAAUCAGAUUCCCAUCAACUUGUAUUCGAAGUCUUUAAGUGAGCCUUUGAAUACAUCUUUACCAAUGACCAGUGCAGUACAGAAUUCCACAUAUACAACUUCUGUCAUUACCUCCUGCAGUCUGACCAGCUCAUCACUGAGUUCUGCUAGUCCAGUAGCAACUUCUUCCUCUUAUGACCAGAGUUCUGUGCAUAACAGGAUCCCAUACCAAAGCCCUGUGAGUUCAUCAGAGUCAGCUCCAGGAACCAUCAUGAAUGGACAUGGUGGUGGUCGAAGUCAGCAGACACUAGACACUACUUCGUCCGUUCCUGCUCCAAAGACAACAGGCCCUCCCUCUGCCCUCCCAUCUGUGAGCUCCCUGCCCAGCACCACCUCCUGCACUGCACUUCUGCCAUCCACAUCCCCACACACUGGCGACCUGAGCAGCAGCCCUCUCUCUCAGCUUAGCAGUUCGCUCUCCAGCCACCAGAGCAGCCUCUCCUCUGCGCACGCAGCCCUCUCCUCGAGCACGUCACACACACAUGCCAGUGUGGAGAGCGCCUCUUCCCUCCAGUCCUCAGCCAACUUCUCCACGGCAGCAACCUCCGUCUCGAGUUCCGCAUCCUCAGGCGUCAGCCUGUCCAGUAGCAUGAACACUGCGAACAGCCUCUGUCUGAGUGGGACCCCCACGAGUGUGUCCAGCAGCAGUAGCAGGGCCGCACCCUUGGUGACCUCAGGCAAAGCACCUCCAAACUUGCCUCAGGGGGUGCCUCCCCUGCUGCACAACCAGUACCUCGUAGGUCCUGGAGGACUGCUUCCUGCCUACCCGAUCUAUGGCUAUGACGAGCUCCAGAUGCUGCAGUCACGGCUGCCAGUGGACUACUAUGGAAUUCCCUUUGCUGCACCCACAGCGCUUGCCAGCCGAGAUGGGAGCCUAGCUAAUAAUCCGUAUCCAGGUGAUGUCACGAAGUUUGGCCGUGGGGACUCUGCAUCCCCUGCACCCCCUACCACACCAGCUCAGCCACAGCAGAGCCAAUCACAGACCCACCACACAGCCCAGCAGCCCUUCCUGAACCCUGCACUGCCACCUGGCUAUAGCUACACUGGCCUUCCCUACUACACAGGCGUGCCCAGUGCCUUCCAGUAUGGCCCCACCAUGUUUGUCCCUCCAGCCUCAGCCAAGCAACAUGGGGUGAACCUCAGCACUCCCACACCUCCCUUCCAGCAGGCCAGUGGUUAUGGCCAGCAUGGCUACAGUACAGGUUAUGACGACCUGACCCAGGGGACAGCAGCAGGAGACUACUCCAAAGGUGGCUAUGCUGGAUCAUCGCAGGCACCAAACAAGUCUACAGGUUCUGGGCCUGGCAAAGGAGUAUCAGUGUCUUCAAGCACCGCCGGUCUACCUGAUAUGACUGGUUCUGUCUACAAUAAGACACAGACUUUUGACAAGCAGGGAUUUCAUGCAGGGACCCCUCCACCUUUCAGCCUGCCCUCAGCCUUGGGCUCCACUGGGCCCCUGGCCCCGGGAGCGGCCCCUGGCUAUGCGCCCCCACCAUUCCUGCACAUUUUGCCAGCCCACCAGCAGCCCCACUCCCAGCUGCUGCACCACCACCUUCCACAGGAUGCCCAGAGUGGCUCGGGUCAGCGCAGCCAGCCCAGCUCCCUGCAGCCCAAGUCUCAAGCCUCCAAACCUGCCUACGGCAACUCUCCAUACUGGACAAACUAAAUCCGGAAGAGAGGGGCGUGCUGGGGCACGGCUUAUCCUGGGCAGGAGAGAACACACGAGCACAUAUUUGGGAGCCCAGUGCCCUUCCCUAGAAUUCCCGAGACAUGUGUCAGCCAUGCCUCUGUGGGGAGCCUGCCUCCCAGACUGGCUAUUGUAUGUAAUGUAUUUAUGUAUGUAUUUGUAAAUGUGAUAGAAGUCUGGGGGAGUUCGGGGAUGGCUGCAGAUGUUAGCCAGGUCUGUUCUCCCCAUUCAAGCCCCUUCUCCACUGUAGCAAAAUAAGUGCCCCCACCCCAUCUGCCUUCAGGUCCUCUUCAUAGCCUGCACUGCCCAGUGGGCCACUAGGGGCAGUCUCUGGAAGGGCUGGUUCAAGGCUGUUUGGGUAUAGGGGUCAGGUACCAAUGAAGAAUCACGACUUGUCUCACUCCUUUGGAAAUUAUUUGUUUUCUUUCCUGUGUAAUUACUUUAUACCCGUUUUUGAGAAACUGUUCAUUUUGUCAUCUGUCAUGGUCUCCUUCCACCAAAUCUUGAUCUGGGAAUAGCAGCGAUAUCCCUCCAGCCAACACAAAUAUGGGCACCUGUUUGUCUUCAAACAGCGGCUUCUAGUCUGGUCAUGUCCCUAGAGACUUACUAGAGACUGGCUGACCAUGAAAAAAAAUAAUAAUCUCAGUUGUUCAGCCAGUCAGCUCCCCUUUAAAAAUCAAAGAUAUCUCCAAGCAACACAUCUCCAUUCCGGUUGUCUUGAACCAGGUGGGCAACUGCUUCAGGGGUUUUCUCUUGCCCAAUCCCCACCUAAUAAAGUUCUGAGAGCAUGCA
Cercocebus atys (sooty mangabey) is the source of this 4365-nucleotide messenger RNA. It is a transcript of the gene UBAP2, whose product is annotated as ubiquitin associated protein 2. Lineage: Eukaryota; Metazoa; Chordata; Mammalia; Primates; Cercopithecidae. Bases 175 to 3552 code for a protein of 1125 amino acids. The transcript has 29 exons. Gene Ontology annotation, cellular component: nucleus; cytoplasm. The record is from RefSeq and is a predicted model, not a curated record. Gene Ontology annotation, molecular function: protein binding.